Molecule: messenger RNA, 1502 nt
Organism: Caenorhabditis auriculariae
Lineage: Eukaryota; Metazoa; Nematoda; Chromadorea; Rhabditida; Rhabditidae
Source: the annotation of a GenBank genome assembly
AUGGGAAGUUUCUGGCUCUUUCUUCUGAUUGGAGGUGCCGCCUGUCGGAUUAUUCCAAAGUCGGAAGGUGGACCCCUCAGCGAGCAGGAGAACAAGGUCCUUUUUGAGAAAUGUGGGCGGUUCGUGUCAGGUUUGGUCAAGAGUUUGUGUGAUUCUUGGAAAUUAAACUGCAGGAAAUUCGGUUGAAGGAGCCCCUUGGACCGCUUUCAUUGCCAGAGCCAACAGUUAGCUUCCCCUUAACUUGAAAAUCAUGGAAAUUGACGGUUUAGAAGACGAAGUCAAGCUGUGGGGCACUGGAACUUUAAUCUCACCGCGUCAUGUCCAUUCAGUCCAGAAAAUCAUGGGCGGUACGCGGGGCGUAUGCCAGAUUAGGUAAUAUCCCGUCUAGGAAAAGUUUAGGAGGUCCCGAUAGGGGUACAAAUGUGGUCCCAUGUAGCCCCCGCCCCUAACUCAAUUCCUAUUGGGGCCCCUAUAGGGGUUGAAUUAAAAGGGGCCCCUAUAGAGGAUAGGAUCAAAUUUUGAUAGGAAUUCGCUUCCUCAUAUUCGUCCCCCACUCUUCCAGCCCCCCAAACUCAACUCCUAUUGGGACCUUAAAAAUCUGGCUCAGGGCCCCUAUAGGGGUUGAAUAAAAAGGGCCCCUUAUAGGGGUAGGAUCAAAUUUUGAUUGGAGUUCGCUUCCUCAUAUUCGUCCCUCACUCUUCCAAACAACGCCCCUUAAAUAUUUUUUGAAAAAAUAUAUUCCCUAUAGGGGUCCCGAAUCGUUUACGGGGUUCAAGGGAACCCUAUCGGGACCUCCUAAACUUUUCUUAGAUAGUCCAUUCUUGUUGCGGUUCCCGCGCGGCUCCUUGGCGGGAAACGGGAAUUUGAGAGUGCAGCUUUUAUAGAAUUUUAGUUGAUUGGAACAUAAGUAACAAAAAAAAAAAUGACGGAAAGGCUGUCAGAAGAAGAGAAAACAAGAAACAAAAAAGGAAGCUUGCGUUUAAAUUUUUGAAUUUUCCCGCCAAAGGCCGUAUCGCGACCGUAACAAGACUCUAAAUGUAAUAACCACCUUUUAAGUCAGCAUGAAUUAACCAGUAGAUGUUCAUUUUUCGAAACGUUGCAGUAAAAACAACACCUGCGGCCUGGACCCUGCGGAUUUCACGGUCCGUUUGAAUGACAAUAACGCAAAAGAUCAUCCCCUCAAUGUCAAAAAAGUACACUUUUUCCUGUUUUCUGUGGUUCAUGUACUUUUAUCCCAAGGUCUAUGUUCAAAAAGGUGCUGGAGGUUCCGGAAAAGAUGAGGUCAUUUUUGAACUGUCCGAAGAUGUCUCUCCAGACUUGAACCCUGCCUGCACUCCCACUGGUAAAAUUUUUCAGAUUGAACAUUUUUCGGAAUUUUUGAAGGCGAGAAGCUGAAUCUUCGGAAGAAAGCUUUGGUCCAUACCUUUUCCUGCGAUUGUUGCGGAAUUUGUGCUCCAGGCAUCGAGAAAUCCGAGAAAAUCACCUAUGACGUGUUGGAAUGA